Messenger RNA from Nylanderia fulva, 1351 nucleotides. The record is from RefSeq and is a predicted model, not a curated record. NCBI's taxonomy places the organism in Eukaryota, Metazoa, Arthropoda, Insecta, Hymenoptera, Formicidae.
UUCAACAAGCACUAACAAAACGGUCAAAACAGAUAUGAGCAUUGGCCUUUCCAGCUUGAUUGAAAGAUUGUCAACAAGCGAGGGAAUGGAUAUACUUCAAAAGUUACUGUCUUGUGCAGAAAGAGAUAAAUCACUGUCUAUCGUUAUUCCGCCGACCUUCGAAAUCGAAAAGUAUCUGGAUAUGCGUGCUCUGUUGAGGGAACUAGGCGUCGAGCAAUUAUUGACGUCCGACGCGAUUCCUUUGGACCACAUCUUUGUGGAAGACGAUCAAAGCGCGCACUUCGGCAAUGCCGUGCACCGUGCUCGUGUCAAGGUCACGCAGGAGGACGUCAAGGCGGCUGCAGUAACCGUAAUCAGCGGACAGGAACCCUGUUCGAACGACAUUAUAACCGACGUAAAUACCGAUUAUCCAUUUCUUUGGUUAAUUUACGAUAAAAUGAAAGCAGAUAUUCUCUAUAUCGGCGUCUUUAAUGAAGUUAACAAGCCCGUUUCUUGAAUUGGGUUGACAGAUACAAAUCCUAUCAAACGAACUGGUCAUUCUAGGAGUUUAUUGAAAAGUUUUCAUAAUUAUGAUAACAAAUUUAAGGGAAGCCAGUUUUGAAGCUUUAAAAAAUAUGAUUUUCGAGAAUUUUUUAUUGGAAAAACUUUACAGCGUAUUAUUUGGAAAUAUUUAGGCAAUUGUUAUUAAAUUUUCGUAUAAACAUUUUAUUUAUUUAAAAAUGUAGACUGUGAAGAUCGCCCAUGAGGAAUCUUUUUGCCGUGGGAAUUGCAAAUUGACAAGUAAUUUCAUAUACAUCUAAAUUUGUCUGAAAUUAAAUACUAAAAAUUUAUUAUUAUUUCAGUCUAAAUCUGCACCAUAUUGUUAAAUUUAAACUUUUUUUUUAUUUUAUUUAUUAAUCAGCAAUACAAUAUAUUAAAUAAUAAAAAAAUAGAUGUUUUAAUUUAAAACCAAUUUAGAUAUAUGAAAAUGCUCGCAAAUUUACAACUGGUGAUUAAGAUACGAGUUGAUUUUUAUAAAGCGCUCUUUACAGACCAUUCAUUGCAGAACAUUUAUAUAUAUAUAUAUGUAAAUAAUUAAUAAUUGCUUGAAAUUUUGCAAAUAUCCGCUAUGCUGUUUUACUAAAAAAAUUGUCAAAUAAUAUCUUUUUUAGCUUUUCUUAAAUUUAGAAGUACACAAAUCGGAUAUAUUUUUUGAAAUGGUGAUUGGUAACAGAUAUGUAGUUGAUGGAAAAUGUACAUAUCUUAGUUUAUAAUUUUUAAGUCGAUUUAUUUGUCGAUUUCAGGUACUUUGCAUUAUAUCAGCUCGAUAUAUUCUAUGAUUAAUUUAUGUUAAACUGAUAAAAUAACACAA